Messenger RNA from Aspergillus melleus, 1795 nucleotides. RefSeq lists its product as uncharacterized. The coding region runs from base 22 to 1341 and encodes 439 amino acids. The record is from RefSeq and is a predicted model, not a curated record. Lineage: Eukaryota; Fungi; Ascomycota; Eurotiomycetes; Eurotiales; Aspergillaceae. Gene Ontology annotation, molecular function: NAD binding; NADP binding; oxidoreductase activity. The transcript is spliced from 3 exons.
AAACAAACAACAAAAUCUAAAAUGUCAAAGCCCGCCAUCGGAUUCGUCGGCCUGGGAGCCAUGGGCUUCGGUAUGGCCACCCACCUCGUCUCGCAAGGCCACGCCGUCCACGGAUUCGACGUCUUCCCGGCCUCAGUGCAACGCUUCCAAGCGGCUGGAGGCAUCGCUGCCUCGUCGCUGCAGGAUUCCGCAGAGGGGAAAUCAUUCUACGUCUGUAUGGUUGCCUCCGCGCCGCAAGUGCAGUCCGUCCUGUUUGCCGAUGAUGGAAUUGUGCAGCACCUCCCUCAGAACGCCACCCUCCUUCUCUGUUCCACCGUGCCAGCAUCUUACGCUCAAUCUGUCGCCGCGGAACUGCAGACUCGCGGCCGGUCGGAUAUCCACUUCAUUGAUUGUCCCGUUUCGGGUGGCGCCAAACGCGCCGCCGACGGAACACUCUCCAUCAUGGCCGGAGGGUCGGACGAGGCGCUCCAGAGCGGUCGAGACCUCCUUCAGACUCUCUCGGCGGAGAGCAAGCUGUAUCUGGUUCCCGGGGGCGUGGGAGCCGGCAGCAACAUGAAGAUGGUUCAUCAGGUUCUGGCGGCCAUUCACAUCCUGGGAGCCAGCGAGGCCCAAGGACUGGCGGCCCAUCUUGGUCUGGAAGCCCGAGACACGGCCAGUAAGAUCAUGGCGUCUGAUGCUUGGACAUGGAUGCAUGAGAAUCGAUUUCCUCGGAUGGUUGACGAAGACUGGAACCCGGGCGCUAGUGCGCUGACCAUUAUCCUGAAGGAUGUCGGUAUCAUCACCUCACAAGCCCGCCAACACAAAUUCCCCACGCCUCUCUGCUCCACCGCCGAACAAACGUACCUCGCGGCCAUGUUACACGGCUACGGUCCCAAAGACGACUCCGCCAUGGUGCGCCAAUACUAUUCCUCGCCCAUCGCCGACGUGCAGAGCCUACCCACCACAGAGCAAACGCAAGAAUCGCUCCAGCUCGUUCUGGACCUCAUGUUAGGCAUCAACCUCGUUGCCGCCGCGGAAGCCGUCUCCCUAGCCCGAUACCUCAAAGCGGACAUGACGCAGUUCUACCGAUUGGUCAGCGACGCUGCAGGUGCCAGCAAUGUGUUUGUCACGCGCGGAUUGGAGAUGAUUGAGGGGAAUAUUGGGGCCCAAGCACCCAGGGGCUCGCAGACCGUGGAUGAGGUAAUUAAGAGGUUGGAGAAUGUCGUACAGAAGGCGCGGGACCUGUACGUGCCGUUGCAUCUGGCUAAUGCGGCGUUGAAUAUGUUACUUGUUGCUAAGAGGGCUGGGUUCGGGGCGGAGGCCAGUACGAGUGUGAUUAAGGCUUAUGGGUAUGAGUAUUGAGGGUUUGCUUCGUUUCCGCUGUCUCUGUGAUGGGUUUUGUUUGUUUGACAACGUAUAGUAUACGAUCUGACGGGAUCUUGAUGACUGAAUGUAUUUUCUCAAACCCAAGCUUUCACUCUUUAUCUCAUCUCCAAGGGCUAUUUUCUCCUCCGUCAUUGAAGACAAGUGGGUCAGCUUAGGUCCUGCGGGUGUUAGAAUCGGGAGAUAAAGCACAUAUUCCCUUGCAUGACACACUGUUAUCUGCAGGUGCUCUUUCCGCCAGGAACAUUUUCUUGCUUGAAACCUCGGUGCCUAGACGUCUUGUUCUAUUCCUCGGGUGUUGCUGGUUGGAUGAUGUGUUGCAUGAUCAAAAUCAAGUCUGGCCAGCAUCCUAGCAUCUUUCUUCAGAAGCGGGCGACUGGAAUCGGGAACGUGCAUAACCAACAAAAUGGCACGUAAUUACUUGCUCAUUUCU